Symbiodinium necroappetens is the source of this 894-nucleotide messenger RNA. The record is from the annotation of a GenBank genome assembly. NCBI's taxonomy places the organism in Eukaryota, Dinophyceae, Suessiales, Symbiodiniaceae.
AUGCAGAAUGCUCGUGCCAGCUACGAGGAAUCUGGCCGCCGCUUCAAAGGCAAGAAAAUGUCUGGGCUGAUGAGAUAUGCUCAUGGCAAUGAAUCCCGUGAUUUCUUCAAAGAGAUCCAAUUGCCUCUUGUGGUGCCAACCGAAGUUCCAAUUACUCUCUACGAGGGCUUUGAAGGGGACCGGAGGGAAGUUGAAACGACAGUCCCUGUGCUGGAUGUACAUGAGAUUUUGGACUACCUGCAGACGGAGCUCAAACUUCAAUGUCCAUUGGACAAAGUGCAGGCAUACUGGAAGCACCUUCGUGAUCAUGGAAAUCCCUUUGCAAUAAACUUCCCGGGCUCAGACAACCAUGUGCCAUUCACACUUUACGGCGAUGAAGUUGUAUUAGGCAAAGAUUCGAAGGACAAAGUAACGGGAUUGUUUUUGCAGCUGACCCUGUUUAAACCUCGGGUGGUGCGUGAAGGCUUGUGGCUCCUUUGUGCCAUUCAAGACUCGGUUAUGGUGCAUGAGAAUCUGAAGAGUUUACAACCCGUGUUGCAACACAUCGUAUGGAGCUGCAAUUGUGCCUUUACAGGCCGAUACCCUGCAAAUGCCAUGGAUGGAACCCCUUUGACAGGGGUGAAGGCCGAGAAAGCGGGCACGGAGUUCGCUUUUGGCACGCGGUGGGCGUGCGCCGAACUUCGUGGAGACUGGAAGUGGCAUGAACGCACAUUGAGAUUGCUGCGAACCCCUGUUUCGAAGAAACUAUGUUUCUUAUGCAAUGCAGAAGCCAGUGACGGUCACAUGCGCUACUACGACAUUGAGGACGGUGCUGCUUGGCGCAGCUCGCAACUGGACUCGAAUUCCUUUCUUCAGAGCGCCCUUCGGCCUGGAGCCAGAAGUAUCAUCCACUGA